This is a messenger RNA of Parastagonospora nodorum SN15, 624 nucleotides long. RefSeq lists its product as hypothetical. NCBI's taxonomy places the organism in Eukaryota, Fungi, Ascomycota, Dothideomycetes, Pleosporales, Phaeosphaeriaceae. The record is from RefSeq and is a predicted model, not a curated record. The transcript has a single exon. Bases 1 to 624 code for a protein of 207 amino acids.
AUGGCGCUCACCCAUAUUGCAGACGUGGACCUCAGCACACACGUCGUCACUCUCGAUCGUAUCAGUAACUUCCAGUCUCGCUUUGUGGUGCGCGAAGUCUGUGUCGGAAUCAUCGAACAGCUACACGACGCGGAUAUAGCAGUAGUAUUUGCACUAGAUGCAGCAAAAGUAAUUUUUCAGAAUGAAGAAUGCUCUCAACCGUCGUGUAUCGUUCCGAUCGACUUGCUCAAGUAUUUGGUACGACAAGUGGUUAUCGCGAGACGGAAGUUCGCAACGGAGAAAGCUGUGGCGUUCCAAUGUGCCGCUUUCCAUGACGCAACAACAGAGCGAGAGUUGUUUCAGAUCCUUGAAGCUGUUCCAGCCGAGUUUGGCUGCGAAGUGUAUGUCGUUGUUGACUUCGCCUUACUUGGAAAGACUGCAGACACUUCCAAAGCCUUCUCAUGGGUCCAGGCGUUCUGUGCCAUUUUCAGAAAUCUCGCGCUUUGUGGCCUUCAGACUGCUGUCAAGAUUGUCAUGGUCAGCUGUGGCUCGCUGCCAUUCCACAUCACAGAUCGCGAGCGUUUGAAAUUUGUGGUCCGAGCAAAAUCGCAGGUCUUGAUGGCGCGACAAAGGAAGAUGGCGUAG